AUGACAAGGAGUAUUGUGGGGAGUCAAAUGAUUAAGGAGGCAACAGAUCAAAUUCUAGCACAGGCAACUCUAUCUCCUGAUGUUUCUUCUUUGUGGAGUCCUUAUGUAAUAGGAUUUUCAGUGUAUGGAAGAGAGGAUGCAUGCUUUAACAGGAAGGAUGAUAAGACUGUCUAUACAGGGUCCGGAAAUAUAUCGCAAGGAAACCCAUUUGAGAUGCCUCAGAAGAGCACGGUGCCCUCCCUUUAUAUCAAGGAUGUAGUUGCUACGCUGGACUGGAAAGAGAAGCCCCAGUUUCAAAAUCAACUUCUAUAUAUCAAUUGGAUCUUGAAAAAGAUGGGCAUCCGUAGUUAUGAUGAAUCACCCCAUGCAGAGGAUGAUUCUUUGCAAUUCUGUAAUCCUAUCUUCGCAACUGGGCUUUGA
Messenger RNA from Dovyalis caffra, 420 nucleotides. The record is from the annotation of a GenBank genome assembly. Lineage: Eukaryota; Viridiplantae; Streptophyta; Magnoliopsida; Malpighiales; Salicaceae.